UAUCUGCUUGCACAUGAAGCUAAGCAGUCUUUUUCUUGUCCAAUUCUUCUUUUUCUGUUCUCUUAGCUUUCAUCUUUCUUGACUUUAAGUGAUCACUCAAGAACCAGACCCCUCUUUCCUGCUCAGCCCUCUCCCCCUCCCCCGGAAAACACAACCCCAAAAGAAAAGAUAGCAAUUACACUAAUCAAUUAGUUGCUACUACUGCACCUUAUAGAACUUCACAAAAACAAGUCUCUUUCUUGAACUUCCAUGCACAUGUACUAUAGCAAAGCUUCACAAGAACAAUACAGAGUGAAUCAAGCUAGCUGAUCAAACCUUCUUUUUUUUUUUUAAAUAAAAAAAAAAGAGAAAAUGGGCACGGUGAGAAAGCUUAUAGUAGAAGUAAUUGACGCACGAAACCUCCUUCCCAAGGACGGCCAUGGCACUUCAAGUCCUUAUGUAGUUGCGGAUUUCUAUGGCCAGCGAAGGAAGACGAGAACUGUGAUCCGUGAUCUGAACCCCAUAUGGAAUGAAAUGCUGGAAUUCAACGUCGGAAAACCCUCCGAUGUUUUCGGUGACAUGCUGGAACUUGACGUGUUUCAUGACAAGUUCAUUGGCCCUACAACGAGGAAUAACUUCCUCGGAAGGGUGAAGUUGAGCGCCAGGCAGUUUGUGAAGAAAGGUGAAGAAGCUUUGAUUUAUUACCCUUUGGAGAAGAAAUAUUGGUUCAGUUGGAUUUCCGGUGAAAUCGGUUUGAAAAUUUAUUUCUCCGAAGAAGUUGUUCCUCCGCCAGCUCCACCACCACCGCCACAAGAAGAAAUCAAAGCUGACGCCGAGCCAGCACCACCGGCUGAGUCUACUCCGCCGCCAUCAGAAGCUGCGCCACCUGCUGAAGCACCGGCGCCCGCACCCGAAGGUGAGAAGCCAAAUAUAGAGGAGCCACCAGUGAAGCCACCAGCGCCACCGGCUGAAGAAGAGGCGCCACCACAGGAAAAUUCUGCUACUCCAGAAUUUGAGUUUGAUAAAGAAGGGAGUGGUGUUCUAAUGGAUCCACCAGCGGAGCUUCCAGUACAAUCGGAUGAUUUUGAACACAUGAAAAGAUCUGUAUCAUUAGGAUCUGUACCUCAAGUUAAACUAACUAACAUUACUGGUCCUAGGCCAAUUAGUCGUGCUUCAUCAGUUAGCAGCUUCGUUUCUGAAGCUGCAUCGGAUAGAUCAGCUCCAAUCGAACGGUCCACAUUUGAUCUUGUAGAAAAGAUGCAUUAUCUCUUCGUUCGAGUUGUUAAAGCUCGAUCGCUUCCGACCGUCGGCAGCCCCGUCGUAAAAAUUGCUGUUUCCGGCAGCCACGUUGUAUCGAAGCCAGCCCGGAAAACGGUUUUGUUUGAGUGGGACCAAACUUUUGCUUUCGGCCGAGACGCACCUGAUUCCUCAUCCCUCUUGGAAGUCUCAGUGUGGGACCCAUUGAGUGCCAAGUCAUUCGACCCCACGUCCGACGUGGCAGGGCAUGUCUUCUUAGGUGGCAUUUGCUUUGAUGUGAGUGAGAUCCCUUUACGAGACCCACCUGAUAGUCCUUUGGCUCCUCAAUGGUAUAGGCUUGAAGGAGGUGGGGCCCAUAGAGGUGAUCUAAUGCUUGCCACGUGGGUUGGGACUCAAGCUGACGAAUCAUUCCCUGAAGCAUGGAAGACUGACACAGCGGGUAAUCCUAGUUCUAAAUCAAAGGUAUAUCAAUCUCCUAAAUUAUGGUACUUGAGAUCAUCAGUCAUAGAGGCACAAGAUAUUUCUCAAUUGACACAUUCAAAAGAGUCAUCAUAUCAGAUUAAGGCCCAAUUAGGAUUCCAAGUUCAAAAGACGAAACUCAUCACUACAACUACUGGGUCUCCAUCUUGGAAUGAAGACUUAGUAUUUGUAGCAGCUGAGCCAUUUACUGAACAUUACUUGCUAAUUUUCCUAAUAGAAACCAGGCAUCCGAAAGAGCAAACCGUUCUCGCAGUUUCUAGCAUACCACUCACCACAAUUGAGCGCCGAGUCGAUGACCGUAAGGUGGCGUCGAGAUGGUUUACAUUUGAAGAUCCUAAUGAAGAGAAGAGAGUUUACAAAGGCAGAGUACACUUACGCCUUUGUUUCGACGGUGGAUAUCAUGUGAUGGACGAAGCAGCUCAUGUUUGUAGCGAUUAUCGUCCAACUGCAAGGCAACUCUGGAAACAACCAAUUGGGACUGUUGAAUUGGGAAUUAUUGGAUGCAAGAAUUUGUUGCCCAUGAAAACAAUCGAAGGAAAAGGAUCUACGGAUGCCUAUGCAGUAGCUAAGUAUGGGAGCAAGUGGGUACGUACUCGUACUAUAUCUGAUAGUUUAGAACCUAGGUGGAAUGAGCAGUACACUUGGAGAGUUUAUGAUCCAUCCACUGUGUUGACAAUUGGAGUGUUUGAUUGUUGGGAAGUAUUCGAAUCAGAUGGCUGCAAAGAGUCCAUGAGGCCAGAUUUUCGGAUUGGUAAGGUGCGUGUACGUAUUUCUACACUGACGACAGGUAAAGUGUAUAAGAAUACUUUCCCGUUACUUUUGUUGUCACCAGCUGGUUUGAAGAAAAUGGGGGAGAUUGAAUUAGCAGUGAGAUUCAUACGUGCUACACCAACACUUGAUUUCUUACAUGUCUAUUCACAACCUUUGUUGCCCAUGAUGCAUCAUGUGAAGCCUCUUGGCAUGGUUCAACAAGAGAGUUUAAGGACUGCAGCUGUUAAAAUAGUAGCAAGUCACUUGACACGGUCCGAGCCGCCUCUUAGGCGUGAGGUUGUGACUUACAUGCUUGAUGCGGAUUCACAUUCAUUUAGCAUGCGUAAAGUUCGUGCUAAUUGGUUUAGAAUCAUCAAUGUGAUCGCUGGAGUAAUUGACAUUGUCAAAUGGAUAGAUGACACUCGUGGUUGGAAAAAUCCAACUGCUACUUUACUUGUGCAUGCACUUUUGGUAAUGCUUGUGUGGUUCCCUGACUUGAUCAUCCCCACAUUCGCAUUCUAUGUAUUUGUGAUCGGUGCAUGGAAUUACAGAUUCAGAUCACGGGACACUUUACCCCACUUUGAUCCAAAGAUCUCAUUGGCAGAAUCACUUGAUCGCGAUGAGCUUGACGAGGAGUUUGAUGUAUUGCCUUGUACUAGACCAAAUGAAUUGGUACGAGCCAGAUAUGAUAAAUUACGCAUGCUUGGUGCACGGGUUCAGACAAUCUUGGGCGACUUUGCAACGCAAGGGGAGCGAGUGCAAGCAUUGGUAACUUGGCGUGACCCUCGAGCCACAGGGAUAUUUAUUGGGCUGUGCUUUGUGGUGGCAUUCAUUUUGUACUUGGUACCAUCUAAAAUGGUGGCUAUGGCCUUCGGUUUCUACUAUCUUCGCCAUCCCAUCUUCAGGGAUAGAAUGCCUUCACCAGCAUUGAAUUUCUUUAGAAGGCUGCCUUCACUUUCGGACCGAAUGCUCUAGUUCAAUUUAUUAGUUUAGCAUGUAUGGAAGGACAAUGCACUAAAUUUGCUGGAGUUACAGGGGCCACAAUUGAUAUAUUACUUCUGAUUUGUGUUGCAUAUGGUAUUGAGUACAAUUUUCUUUUCGAUCUUCUUUGUUACUAUAUGUAUAUCAACAUAAUUAAAUAAUAUGAAGGUUGUAUAUCUAUGUUCUUAA
Molecule: messenger RNA, 3636 nt
Organism: Nicotiana attenuata
Lineage: Eukaryota; Viridiplantae; Streptophyta; Magnoliopsida; Solanales; Solanaceae
Product: protein QUIRKY
Exons: 1
Coding region: 352-3441 (1029 amino acids)
Source: RefSeq, a predicted model, not a curated record